Megalobrama amblycephala (Wuchang bream) is the source of this 3611-nucleotide messenger RNA. Its product is annotated as zonadhesin-like. The record is from RefSeq and is a predicted model, not a curated record. NCBI's taxonomy places the organism in Eukaryota, Metazoa, Chordata, Actinopteri, Cypriniformes, Xenocyprididae. The coding region runs from base 681 to 3440 and encodes 919 amino acids. The transcript has 3 exons.
GAUUCUAAUAUGUAAAACCAGGGAAACUUUAAUUCAGUAAGCAUCCAGGCUUUCCAUUAAAUUUUCAGUUUUUGUUAGUUAGUGAAAGAACAACACUAUCAUGUCAAAUGUAGUACAUUUAAGAAUGUACAGUAUAUUUAUAUUAUACUGGCAAAAAAAAUAUGAAAAUGUUCUUGCACACUUUAUAUAUGAGAAAUAUUUUUGGCUGCGUAGAUUCAGUUUAUGAAACAAGAAAAGAAAAAGGAGAAAUCCACACACCAGCACAGAUCCAUUAAAAACUACUUCACUGAAGAUUAACAUAGAAAGUGACAACAAAAUACCAAAGUACACUAACAAAAAAAACAUAUAAAAUUACAUACAUAUCAAUAACACCUCAAAAUAGUAUGAAGGAAUUGUUCAAAACAGACAGGACACUUUUAAACAGUAACACCUGUCUGAAAACAGCCUACACUUAUAACUGAACACUUAUUUAGAUUCCUUUUAAUCCUGUAUGUCUGUCAAAACUGUAUUAACUGAAAAUCAAGUGGUAAACAGAGUGAACAAAAAUCCAUCAAUGCAUACAUUUGAACUGGGUGUUAAUGAUGAAACAACAUCACGAUUGUUUGUUAAUGGGAAGACCAGGUGAUGCAAAUCUGUGCCACUGCUAAUCUUUAAAAUGCCUGGUUAGAUUGGCAAACUGAAUGGUUGAACCUGUGGUCAAAAUGAUUUCUUUACUUAUUAUUUUGUUGUAUCUGUAUCAUCCAUAUAGUGAAGUGUUCUGUUCCCCAAUCAAAUGUGAUUUGCACGUGUCUGACUGGAGUGAUGCUGGGCAUGUACUACAAGAAAACAAAGGACAGACUGAACAUGAUGACAACAAAAAUCAUUUUGAGAAGUCUAAUUCUAAAAUGAAGAAACCAAGUUUUAGGUCAUCUGAGGAGUCUACUUUUAAACCUGAGAAGUUAAAUGUUCUUGUGGAACCCAGUUUUUCCCUUCAAUCUGAGAAGUUCAGUCCUCUAUCCCGUUCUAAGCCAAGUUCUCCUCUCCCUGAGAAAACAAGAAUUUACUUCUCAAAGACCAGUUUUAAACCUGAGAAACAUAGUGCUCCCAUGGAACCCAGCUUUAAAUCUGAGAAACCUAGUGUUCCCAUGGAACAUAGUUCCUCUCCAUAUGAGAAGUCCAGCUCUCACCCUUCUGAGGAACCUAGUUCUAACCCUAAGAAACCCAGUUCCUCCCUCCAGUCAGUGAAGUCUAGCACUCUUCCCUUUGACAAGUCCAGCAUUAAGCUUGAGAAACCUAGUGCUCCCAUGAAACCCAGUUCCUCUCCAUCUGAGAAGUCUAGCUCUCAUCCAGAGAAACCCAAUUCUAAACCUGAGAAACCUAGUGCUCCCAUGGAACCCAGUUCUAAACCUGAGAAACCUAGUGCUCCCAUGAAACCCAGUUCCUCUCCAUCUGAGAAGUCUAGCUCUCAUCCAGAGAAACCCAAUUCUAAACCUGAGAAACCUAGUGCUCCCAUGGAACCCAGUUCUAAACCUGAGAAACCUAGUGCUCCCAUGAAACCCAGUUCCUCUCAAUCUGAGAAGUCUAGCUCUCAUCCAGAGAAACCCAAUUCUAAACCUGAGAAAACUAUUGCUCCCAUGGAACCCAGUUCUAAACCUGAGAAACCUAGUGCUCCCAUGAAACCCAGUUCCUCUCCAUCUGAGAAGUCUAGCUCUCAUCCAGAGAAACCCAGUUCUAAACCUGAGAAACCUAGUGCUCCCAUGGAACACCGCUUUAAAUCUGAGAAACCUAGUGUUCCCAUGGAACAUAUUUCCUCUACAUCUGAGAAGUCCAGCUCUCACCCUUCUGAGGAACCUAGUUCUAACCCUAAGAAACCCAGUUCCUCCCUCCAGUCAGUGAAGUCUAGCACUCUUCCCUUUGACAAGUCCAGCAUUAAGCUUGAGAAACCUAGUGCUCCCAUGAAACCCAGUUCCUCUCCAUCUGAGAAGUCUAGCUCUCAUCCAGAGAAACCCAAUUCUAAACCUGAGAAACCUAGUGCUCCCAUAGAACCCAGUUCCUCUCCAUCUGAGAAGUCCAGUGUUAAACCUGAGAGCUCAAGUUCUCCUCUCCCAGUGAAAAUGAGUAUCUUCUUCUCAAAGCCAAGUUCUAACCCUGAGAAACCCAGUGUUCCUAUGGAACCCAGUUCCUCUAAAAAUGAGAAACCUAGUGCUCCCAUGGAACCCAGUUCCUCUAAAUCUGAGAAGUCCAGUGUUAAAUCUGAGACCUCAAGUUCUCCUCUCCCAGUGAAAAUGAGUAUCUUCUCAAAGUCAAGUUCUAACCCUGAGAAACCCAGUGUUCCUAUGCAACCCAGUUUGUCCCUCCCUUCUGAGAAACUCCGUUUUAAACCUGAUAAACCUAGUGCUCCCAUGGAACCCAGUUCCUCUCCAUCUGAGAAGUCUAGCUCUCAUCCUGAGAAACCCAGUUCUAAACCUGAGAAACCUAGUGCUCCCAUGAAACCCAGUUCUAAACCUGAGAAACCUAGUGCUCCCAUGGAACGCAGUUUCUCUCUCCAAUCUGAGAAGUCUAGCUCUCAUCCUGAGAAACCCCGUUCUAAACCUGAAAAACCUAGUGCUCCCAUGGAACCCAGUUCAAAACCUGAGAAACCUAGAGCUCCCAUGGAACCCAGUUCUAAACCUGAGAAACCAAGUGCUCCCAUGGAACCCAGUUCUAAACCCGAGAAACCUAGUGCUCCCAUGGAACCCAGUUCCUCCCUCCAAUCUGAGAAGUCUAGCUCUCAUCCUGAGAAACCCAAUUCUAAACCUGAGAAACCUAGUGCUCCCAUGGAACCCAGUUCUAAACCCGAGAAACCUAGUGCUCCCAUGAAACCCAGUUCCUCUCCAUCUGAGAAAUCUAGUUCUAAAUCUGAAAAACCCAGUGUUCCCAUGGAACCCAGUUGUUUCUUUCACUCUGAGAAGUUUACGUCUCUUCCAAGACGUUUAGUGAACUUCAGUUGUAAACAUAAACCCUCUGGCCUAAUGGAAUGCAACUCUUCCAUCCUCUCUAAGAAGCUGAGCUUAAAACAUGAGAAACCUAGUGCUCCUCCUUGUGAGAAAUCUAAUCUUGAACCUGAGAAGUGGUCAUCUGUGAAAUCCAACUUUAAACCUGAGAAACCCUCUGGGAAACCAUUUUUUAGAUCAAGGCCCUCUGAGGAGUUCAGUUCAAGCAGGAAGUCUCUUUUACCCUCUGAGAAUCCUAGAUUGUAUUUUGAAUCCAGUUCUCUCUUCUCCGAAACCUCAAGUUCUGUUCUCUCUGGACAAGUCAAUUUUAGAUCCUCUAAGUUAUCUGGUUCUUUCCCCUAUAGGAGUGCUUUACUACUGGAAGAAUCCAAUUCUCUUAUCUCUAAGGUAAAUGGUGCACUCCUGCUUGAAGAAACAAAGUCUUCCUGUGGUUCAAGACUACCAGCAAAAUCCAGUACUCCCUGUUGACCCAAGUGAUUCUGGAAAAUCAAACCACUCAUGUGUUGGUAACCAAAUCUGAAUUUGCCCAAGUUUUGAAUGCCACCAUUCCAUGUGAUUGAUCUUUUUUUGUUUUUGUGUGUGUGUGUGUUAAAGACAUGGCUGGAAAAGUACAGUUUUAUAAUUAAAAAAAAAAAUGUA